This is a messenger RNA of Sphaeroforma arctica JP610, 528 nucleotides long. RefSeq lists its product as hypothetical. The transcript has 3 exons. Gene Ontology annotation, cellular component: nucleus. The coding region runs from base 1 to 528 and encodes 175 amino acids. The record is from RefSeq and is a predicted model, not a curated record. Lineage: Eukaryota; Ichthyosporea; Ichthyophonida. Gene Ontology annotation, biological process: transcription by RNA polymerase II.
AUGGGCUCUGGUACUCUUUUUGGCGGGCUCUCGUGUGCACAGGAGUCACGUGCUGGUUAUUCUCUCAAUGAACUCGUGAUGUUAGUGCGCAGUUCUGUGGCCAAUCAGCGGGCAAUGGCCUGGAACACCGUCACAGCCAUCUUGGUACAACUCAGAGAUGGUGGGUACGAUGAGGAGACGCUGCGCGUGUACCGCGAGGGCAAAGGGGACGGGACGGACGACGACCGUAGCUAUGCACAUUCACACUCAGCACCCGAAGCCGCACUCGUGCUGCACGCGAUCAAGCAGCUGGGACUGCCCUAUCUCCUACGCAUGGCUGUGGAUGAGCAGGGCGUGUCCAUGCAGGAUGCGUCUGUGCGAUGCCUGGCUGUGUAUCUGGAGCUCAACGCCAAGAGGUUAGCUGAGCGCAACGAGGCCAUGGAACGUCGCGUGGUAUGUGCACAGACGGACGCCAUUGGAGUGUGUGGAAAUGGGUGUGCAUGUGUGCAUGUGUGUGUAUAUGCGUACAACUUUGUGCUGCGUAUAUGA